GGGCUCAUGUACCCCAAGGCCAGUCUGCAGAGAACCAUGAACACCUUCUCAGGAUAAGGUGGAGAAGCCACUUCCAAGAGCUCUGUAGGCAGCACAAGCAGCUGCCUUCCUGCCCUAGAAAUGAUUACCCGCUCUCAGGCCACCAAGGCCAGGAAGAAUGUGCCUGUCAGAUCAGCCCGCAGCAUGCAAAGGCUGCUUGCCAAGAAGCAGCAGGUCCAGGAGGAACAGCAGCUGAGAGUCCAGGCCAAGAAAAAGGGAAGAGCCCAGAAACAGAAGGCUGGCCUGGGCAGAAAAGCCAAGAGCACUCGGAGCAGCUCUACUGCUCAGCCCACCUGCAGAACCCAGACCAGCUCCUUCAUACAAACCAGCUCCAGCACCCAGACCAGCCCCCAAGGCCAGAGGAGCUCCAGCACCCAGACCAGCCCCCAAGGCCAGAGGAGCUCCAGCAGCCUCCCUGGCCCGGGCCGCUUUGCCCUCGGCCUCCGCUGUGCCCCAGGCUAUCCUGGCCCCAGAGGUCACACCCUCCCAUGCCCAGGCACGCCACCUGUGAUGGUCCCAGAAGGCAAGGAAGGAAGGAAUGACCCCCAGAAUGGCAGGCUGAAUCCAGAUGGAGAAGACCUCUGCGACUGUCUGGUCAGAGAUUGCCCCGGCUGCUUCGAACAGUGCCCCACGUGCCAGUCGACCAAGUGUGGGCCCCUCUGCCGCCAAAACCGCAUCUGUGUCUAUGAGGUCUUUGCCGAUAAUGAAGGACAAGUGAUCAGCACCUUCUCGUUACCCCAUGCUAAGUAAGGGCUGGAGACUCUGU
Messenger RNA from Gracilinanus agilis (Agile Gracile Mouse Opossum), 805 nucleotides. RefSeq lists its product as uncharacterized. Lineage: Eukaryota; Metazoa; Chordata; Mammalia; Didelphimorphia; Didelphidae. The record is from RefSeq and is a predicted model, not a curated record. The transcript is spliced from 2 exons. Bases 121 to 789 code for a protein of 222 amino acids.